Molecule: messenger RNA, 2007 nt
Organism: Prinia subflava (tawny-flanked prinia)
Lineage: Eukaryota; Metazoa; Chordata; Aves; Passeriformes; Cisticolidae
Gene: LAG3
Product: lymphocyte activating 3
Exons: 8
Coding region: 92-1612 (506 amino acids)
Source: RefSeq, a predicted model, not a curated record
GUCCAUGCCCCAUUUUUGCUGAUCUCUUCAAGCCUUGGACCUCAUUAAGCACAGACCUGAGCGAGAAGCACCCCUUCUUCUGGAUGCCACCAUGAGACCAGUGUCCCUGGUGCUGUUCCUCACCUCCACUCUGCUGCCUUUCACUGCUGGCCACGUCCUACCAGGAUUAUUGGAGGGGAGCAGCAGGGAGCAGAAAGUGUGGGUCAGAGAGGGGAGUCCAGCCGUGCUGCCCUGCCACUUAAGCCCCAGAAAGACGAGGGAGAGUUCCAAGCAGCUGCCUGACAGAAUAUCUCUGCUGUGGAGGCGGCAUGGGGGAAGUGUGCACCAGGAGCCCCACGUGGUGCUGGAGGUUGGGGACUCGGGCCUCCAGAAGACAGCGCUGCUCAUGAAGCCCCGGGUGUCACUGCAGGACCCGGCCCUGCGCAAUGGCAACUUCUCCCUGCGGAUCCAGCCCGUCCGGAGCGAGGACGCGGGGCUGUACGAGGCACGGGUGAAAUACACCACGGAGGUGCACAGCUGCCGUGUGCAGCUGGGGGUGAUCACAGUAACCCUCAGCCCACCCGGUCCUGUGAUAGAAAAUGAGCUGCUCUUGAUGACCUGCAACUCCAGCCACCAGGCCAGCCUGGUGGAGACAUGCUGGUUCCACAACAAGCACCCGGGCCCCACCCCCAGGACCUUCUGCUCCUUGUCCAGCACUCUCUCCAUCCUCCAUCCAGCCAUGCGUGAUGCGGGCUCCUGGCGCUGCCAGCUUCGGUACUCUGACAACGAGAUAAUUUCUGCCACAUUCAACCUGCAAAUUCUAGGUUUUGAUGGCCCACCCAACCCUGUGGUCUAUGCAGCAGCUGGCUCUGAAGCCGAUCUACCGUGCAGUCUGAGCUACCUUCCCAGUGCCUUUGGGAUGAGAGUGGUGGCGGCCCACUGGAGCCACCCUGCAGGAGGACAUUUGCAAGACUGGGGCGUGUCCCAGAACCGGAGCAGCAGAAGCUUCCCCCUGCAUCUCCCCGUGGUGGGGCCGGGCGAUGCGGGGCAGUACCGCUGCGCUGUCUCUGUGGGACACAGGACAAUCAGCAGGGCUGUGACCUUAGCUGUGCUUACAGUGACUCCGAGCAUCCAAGGACUGGUUUCUGAGGGGAAUCAUUUGCUGCUCAUCUGCAGCCUCACGCACUCCCAGGGACAUGAGCGUUUCCAGUGGACACACCUUGGCUCAGCCCCCACCAAGAGCAAGCUGGCUGUGGCGUCUCCUCGUAACUUGGAGGGCCACGGUUCCUGGAUGGGACCUAUCUUGGAAAUACCCCAGGUGUCACAAAAGGACACAGGCACCUGGGAAUGCAGUGUGCAUGGCCCAGAAGGCAAACUGGGAGCAGUGGAGUAUGACCUGCAGAUCACAGGUGCCCAGGUCUCCAGCGCUCCCUCGAUCUUAAGUGGGGAGGUCACUUUUGGGCUCACACUCACCCUCUUCUUCCUCCUUGCCAUUUGUGUUGUGGCUCUAGCCCUACAAAAAAGGGCACGGCCCCCUGCGUUCCCAGCACUGGAGGGGAUGUGUGCAGUCACCGUGCCCUGGAAGCCCACGGAGGAAAGCCAGAAAGGGAAGAUCCAGCAAACGGAGUGCUGAUGGAAGCAGGGCCAUCGGGGCUAGUCUGGGCACCAUGCACACCUCUCAGAGGGACCAGGGGUGGCAUGGGCAAUGCAGGGGACCUGACGAGCUCUGCACCUGCAGAGGGGCUGGAAGCUGCAGCCAGGGCAAGGCAGACUCACCACUGCAGUCAGGUGGGCAGCAGCAGAGAUGCUUUGGAGCUGUUGGGGGUAUUUGAGCCCGCAGCUACUGCCUGCUUUGGUGCCACGUCUCUGUCCCACUCUCUGCCCCUCCUUCAUGGCCUCUCUCUCAGGCUUUCUCUGGUGAAACACUUUGAUGCAGGACAUGGCUGGAAUCCAUCUCCCUUGCAGUCUGACAAUGUUUUUUCUCCCAUGCUCACUCUCUUCUCCACCCCCCUCUCCCUGCACUGCCCU